UCUCUCAGAAAGAUCUGAAUUUGAACCACACACAGCCUCUAUUUUUAACACAAAAAGAAACCCACACAAAUUCGAAUGGAAAUCUGGAAAAGAUACACGUAGACUUGUCGCCUACCACAACACUUUCUGCUGACGUGUACCCAACAUUCCCAUUCAUUUCCCCCAAUCAAACCCUAAUUCAAUCUCUAUACAUACACACACAUUAUUCACCUACUCAUUCUCAAUUCUGCAUCAAUUCAUACACAAAUUAAGAUCUAGAGACAGAGAGGGGAGUGUUAAUUGAUUGAUACCUCGAUCGCGCGAUUUGAACUGGUGAUGGAGAAGAAUCAGGUAAUUGCGGCGAAGGAAGGUGGAUCGGAAUCGAAAUUAGGGCACGAGAAGCGGAGAGAGGUGAUUGCGGCGGAGAGCGGGCGGGAGAGGCUGAAGAGGCACCGGGGGGAGGUGGCGGGGAGGGUGCGGGUGCCGGAGACGUGGGGGAAGGAGGAUUUCCUCAAGGACUGGGUCGAUUCCACGGUGUUCGAUGCUGCGGUGAGGAGCGGCGGGAUUACGACGGCGAGGGCGGCGCUGAUGGAGGAAGGGAGGAGAGCUGCCGCCGGCGGCGGAUACAGGAUACAGCAGAAGAGCUGUUGAUGAUGAGUUUUCUAGGUUCAUAUUUUUACUAUUGCUGAAACUUUUAUUAUUACUAUUAUUAUUAUUAUUAUUAUUACUAUUAUCUAUGUAUGUGUAGUGAUAUUCCUCACAUUUUUAUGAGGAUUCAUAUUCAAAGCAUACAUUUCAUUGUAAAAUAAUUUAACAAAUUUUUAAAAAAUAUAUGUUUUUGUCA
This is a messenger RNA of Salvia hispanica, 823 nucleotides long. RefSeq names its product protein BIC1-like. Gene Ontology annotation, biological process: blue light signaling pathway. NCBI's taxonomy places the organism in Eukaryota, Viridiplantae, Streptophyta, Magnoliopsida, Lamiales, Lamiaceae. The record is from RefSeq and is a predicted model, not a curated record.